AUGUGGUCUAAAUACGUUCUUCUCUUUGGGGCAGUUUUUGUCUUUAACAUUGCAGUGGAUGAUGCAGUUGUUUUCAAGUUUACGAAUUUCCAGUGCAAGAGUUACAACGAAUCGUGGUUCGUUUUCAACUAUUACCGUCUGAAAGCCGUCAGUCGGGACAGGGUUUUGCUCAAUUUGAAUGCAACUAUUCUGCAUCCGGCUUACAACGGUACACUUCACGUAAAACUCUAUAAAAGGGCCAAUGGUUUCAAGCCAUGGCUACUGGAGACGACUAUUGACCCAUGCAGGUUUAUGAAGAGGCGUUAUGAUCCAUACUUAAAAAUCGUCUACAACAUCUUCAAAGAAUUCUCAAACAUUAAUCACAUCGUCCCUACGUGGUUAGGGCAUCAAGUCAUCAAAGAUUUGUAUGUGAAUCCGGAGUUAAUAAUUCUACCCAUUCCAUCUGGAGAGUAUUUGCUGACGGGUCGCUGGAAUUUUGAUAAGAAACUUAUAUUUGGUACCAAUGUAACUUUUAUUUUUAUGGAAGAUCUUUUAAAAAGAACAUAG
Drosophila ficusphila is the source of this 546-nucleotide messenger RNA. RefSeq lists its product as uncharacterized. The transcript has 3 exons. The record is from RefSeq and is a predicted model, not a curated record. Lineage: Eukaryota; Metazoa; Arthropoda; Insecta; Diptera; Drosophilidae. Bases 1 to 546 code for a protein of 181 amino acids.